AUGUUCGGUAGUGUGCACCGAAAUGAUGACCCGGACAACCCGAAUACACUGAACGGGCCGAGAGUUUCGCAGCAACCAGAAACACAGCCGGUUAGUGAUGCUUAUUCAAAAUCAAAGAGAAUAAUAUCAAAUUUGAGACAAUAACGACUGGAAUGUCAUGGGAACUACGCGUGCAAUCGUUUAUUGGACUCUUAAUUCUCUCAAUUAUCGCCAGUUUUUCUGUAAGAGAAAUUUUAGAAAGAAAAAUAACUGAAGCCACGUUUUCAGGGCAGCUACUUGCUUCUCCUCACGAAAAUCACUGGAUUCUGUAUAAUGACAUCAAUAAGUGCAGUCCUUUCCCUCAGCAGUACUUGUUGUCUGAUGGGUCCAGUCGGACAGCUCAAAAAAAUGUUCGAUAAGAGUCGGUGGAUCGCUUCUUCCAUGUACAUUCUCAUGAUUCUCCUCACUCUCAUCUCCGGUCUCGUCCUCAAGAACGCUCUGCUCGCCAUAAUCUGUACCGUUGGACAGUACGUUUCCAUGGCCUGGUACUCCCUUUCCUACAUUCCGUAUGCACGGGAAGCCGUUGCCAAAAUCUUUUUCUGAUUCAGUUCUGCCCUCGUUUCCCUCCAUUUCCCGCUUUGAGAUUUGCCAUCGUCCGGUUGUGAGAGCUUUUACUUAAGUACAUUUUGUGAUCAUCACGGGGUCGCGACGGAUACAUCGAAAAUUAAAAGUUGAACUUCCGCCAACAGUCCAUUGCGUACCGCCCCUAUCUUAAUUAGGCCAAAGCGAAAUUCGAGCGUACAUGUGCCAGUGUACCAGCCACGACUCCGUGAUCAUAUAUAUUGUCUACUUGUUGUUGCUAAGUUGUAUAAUACGAAAUGCAUAAAAUAAAUUCUAUUAUAAUGAGAAUGAAACGUAACGUGUUCUGCAAAGGACCAAAUCGGUAUUACCAAUUGUCGGCGAUUCUAAUGAUUUUUCCAUUCUGAAUGAGUCCAUCUAGUGGCAUCUUUGCCACGGAUAAAAAGGUCGGUGAAAUCGUUACAGACGAACGAGGCGGCUCACUAAAAUGAAACAGGCGGCUCACAAGAAUGAACUCCACGGCUCACCGUCUUUCUCGAAAUAUUUCGCACCGCCGGAAACCCCAGCAGUGCAUAUCCAAAAUUAUUUAUUAGCUCUACACUUUCUUCCGAAAGGCAGAAACUCCAGCGUACCUUGGUAACUGGGUAAUAAACCAAGGAUUCCGGCGCGAUGUUUCCUCUUAUACAUUUUCAUGUACCGACAAAAAACGGGCUCGCGUUAACGACCGUUGGGAAUGCCCAAUAGAGACGCAGACGAGCAAACAAACUGUUCCAGAACUUGUUGAUACGGUAAUUCAAGUAAUUUCGAAUCCAAUUAUGUCUCUUAUCGAAAAGAACAUAAAAAUAAACUGCGAGAGCUCAUUUUGGCGACUGUUGUAGCUCAUCUGAACUGAAAAUUUAUUUUGUUACUAUUCCAUAACAUUUUGUUCAAAUACAUCACUUUCUCAUCCUUCCAGUCUCUUUUCUGUGUAACUGGAAGGUACCUUCAGUUCGGCUGCUUGCAAGUCAAUUAAUUCGGAGACAAUCCGUUCGGAGUUCUAUCGAAGACUCGAUGGAUCCGAGGAACUCGCAUGUUUCAGGCGAUUUCCAGCGUUAUUUCUAGGAGAGUGAAUUGAAAAUGCAAAAAAUUAUGCUCGACCAAACGUUUCCUCCUCCCCUUCUAAAUAACUGCUUCAUCGUUUCCCACACCAACUCUCGUAUAUUUCCUUUUACAACAAUGCGUUUUUUUCCCACAGAGAAAUGUCGAAAGGCGUCUCGAGGCGGCUAUAAUCAAUCGGAGAGAGUAGCAUUCUCACUCGAGCCGGCUCUGCUCCACGUCGUCCCUUUCGUUUGAAUUCCAAAUGUCUGCCGGGUCGUCAGCAGUGGCGGCGGCAUCGUCGGCCGGCUGAGUGGCGUGUUAAUUUGAUUUAUGUGAUGACUGCAGAAGACGGCGGAAAACACGGCGGGCAGGCAGGUAAUUGAGAAGCGGUCCCAUUCCGAAUCUCCCCUUUUUUCCGCCUUUUCCUCCUCGACCACUUGCCUCGUCGCUUCCGUUUUGAUUUAUGAAUCGGCACGAAAAGACAGCAGCAGCAGCAGCAGCCUCAGACAUUCGGAUCGACGAACAACCUUGGUUCUCCGCCAGCAUUUCUACUCGUUUCGUGUUGUUUUUGUGGAAAACUUUUCAUUUCUGUGUUUCCAUCUUCGCGCUUUGAUUCAGAAUUCCUCGCCCCCAGCAACUCCUCCCGGGCCGUCUAAUCGUUUCCGAACACGGAAUCGUGGCUGGUACACUGGCGCAAGUGCGCUCUAAUGAAAUCUUCAAAAAUUUCGCUUUGACCUAAUGCUUUAGGAUAGGGGCGCUACGCAAUCGACCGUUGGGGGAAGUUCAAAUUUAAAUUUUUGAUCUAUCCGUCACGACCCCGUGCCGAAAUAGACACCCAACCUUCGAUCAUCGUUUGAAUCGCCCGUCUCCUCCAAACUUUAUGUGCCCGCCGAAAGCCCUUUUAGUGUCCCAUUUGGCCGCCCAUCCGCACGUGUUUUUGAGCGCAAUUGCGUUCUCCAUAAACCGAAUCGCUUAUAAUUACACCCUGUCGCGCCGUCGUUCUCAAUUUGCAUUCAGUGUCAGAAUCCUGCGCCCAGCCGUCCUCCCCCGUUCCUCCUUUCUUUUUUGUUUCACACAAAGGCCGGCCGUAUUUGUGCCGCUCGUCCCUCGAUGAUUAGUCGUCGUGGCACGUCGAUAUAUCACUCAAGCCGAAGUGCUCUGUGAAUUGCUCCGGCGCAGAAGAGCUCUGAAAGAAAAGAAGCGAGGAGGGGCGGAAGAUCACAAAAACAUUUGGUGUCGGGCGAGCAUUUAAUGCUUCUGCUGCUGCUCGUUGGGGCGACGGCGGCAGAGUCUUCCGGAUCUAUUCAUAUUUCAUCCUGCCACGUCUUACACUUUCAUCAAUUUAGCGGUGCUCUCAUAUUUCAACACAAUAUGAAUUGCAUUAUGUUUUGGCAGCGCAAUGGGUCCCAGAUGAUUCUUCAUACGCCCGAUCACACGUUCUACUGGUGGAGAGGAGCGAUGCCUCCCUGAAGAUACACAAACAGAUACAAUCGGUCCCGUUGUCCGCCCCCUGAUUUAUGUAUCGCCAGAAGGCGAUCGUUUAUGACACGCCGAGUACAUACUCGGGAGAUUAGCUCCGCUCAUGCGUCCCCCCAUCCGCAACCAUCCAAUUAUGCGCCUCCUUCCUCCGAUUGCCUUCGUUUUUCGAUAGACGACACCUUCGACACCGGCUGUUGUCCUCUCCUUAUCCCUUCCAAGACCACCCACUCAUCCGUCUGGCAUAUGUUGAAUACGCAAUGAACUUUGUAUUAAUAGUAUGUGUAGUCUUCGAUUUGAACAUGUGCGCGAAGACGGACGGCACAAUGGCAAUUAGAGAUUCGCGUGUGUGUGUGUGUGUGGACAACAGACGGACAGAAUGACUGACUGACGUCGCUUUGGAAACAUGCCGCCGCGCUAAAUACGCUGAUGAAUGGGAUACGGCGCGAAAGUGACGAAGGUCGGAUCCCUUCUCGUUCGUCCCCUCACCUGAUCCUUAUCAUCCGGAAGUUGAGGGCCAUUAUUACCGUACUCACAUUCACCGCGUAAUUUGAGCACACAAUAGAGGCUGUUUGCACCCGAGUGACGUGACAGCUGCAUUCACCUGCUAUUACAGUACGCCCUUGAACCGCAACUAGAGUGACAAUGCACUAACAUUGCGUCACACAGACUCUUUGCCGUCUUUAUGAUGACGUGGCAGACCUUUCUCGUAUUUACGACCUCUUGGGUAACCCCGAUCUGUUCUCUUUUACAGCGUGUCUAUUACAUCCCCUUCCCUCCUCCUCCGUCCUCUUCCCUCUUCUCGUUCCCCUCCUCGAUCGUGUUUGUAUCCGUUCCACGAGCAUCAUGUCAUUAUUUCACUGCCCAGUGACCACCAGUUAGCCGCCUAAUUAGCGGUUUGCCCAAACAGAAACGGACUGCCGGAUUAUCCCUCGAGCAAAUCAUCAUCUCUUUCCGUUGCCGUUUGCUAAUAGACACACCUGGAGAGGUCAUCGGCCCUCUCAGCUCAUCCGUCGCCAAUAAUAAUAUGGUUGGGCGGGAUGGGGAAAUGGGCCGUCGAGUGCUACCAAUUUAUGGCUCUCCGGUCGCUCGUCUCGUCGCGAUAAUAGGCUUGUUCGACACUUUCACAUUAACCAGAUGAAUGUGCUUCUGGCGUCGGCUCGCCGGUCCGUCUCCUUCUUCUUCUUCUUCUUCUUCUCCAUCUCGUUGUUUCUCCAAAUAAGAUUGGCAAAAGGUGGCUCUUCUCUUCUCGGAAGUCUCUCCAAAUUCCUGAGCAAACAGACAGAUUGCAUUGGCGGCUCGCAUUUCGACUCCCCGCCCCACCACAUCUUCCUCUGAUUGCACAACGAGCAUGUGACGUGGCACUCGAAACUCGAGAAGGUCCCUCCUUUGUCGGUACCGUCGCCCGUCACAAGAACCGUCCAAUUACUGUUCUUCGUCACUUCCAUAUCUGAUGUCGUCGCAGAGACAAGCAUCUCUUCUUGGUGCAGGUGGUGAGUAGGGACAGAUCGCAUCAUAAUCGUCGAAGUGCGUAUACAUCGCAGUACGUAUUAGUGAGGAGAAGGGAGGUCUCUAUUGACAUUGUUUGCACUGGACGCUCCUUCGGAACCGUCAGUUAUGUAAAUCUGAGUAAAUAGCGGCUUUUAGAGUGUUGCCACGUCAAACAGUAUUGCACUUAGAGCCUACUCACUCGCUCGCCUCUUCACCUACUACCACCCGCCGCCGCCGCCGCCGCCAGCAAUAGCAGCAGCAGCAGUCACAUCUAAAUGUCACUUCUCUUGUCAAAACGCAAGAGGCCCAUUCUUCUGAUCGCUUUUCAAUGGUCGUGUCGUUUCGGCGCGUCGUUGGCGCGAUGCGAAGAAAAACGAAAGGUUCGAAAUCAAAUUGCGGGAAAAGAAGAAGAGGGGUCUCUUCUAUGAGUCUGCUUGCCUACCGAGCGGUGUCAAUCUUGAUACACACACAAGCACUCAACAAUCGCACACACACAGGAGGCACUCGACCAAACAUUGUGGUUGGCAAACUUGACACAUGUCCUCCUUCUCCUCCUCCUCCUUCUUCUUCUCCCUCUUCUUCCUUCGUGUCCGUCCAGUAACUCGACCUCCCUCUACUCCUCCUUCGCCGCCGUCUUCUUCUUCUUCUCCUUCUUCUCCCCUUGGUCAACCAAUAUGAUGCGCUGUUGCCUGCUGCUGCUUGUCCCCUUACACCCAGCGGUGUCCUCGACGUCUUCUUUUUUCUCCCAUCUAUAUUACCCCCUCUACUCGGCCCUAACACACACCACCACCUCUUGAUCGUUCGCUGCGGGGUGUCGGUGUUUCGACACAUUAUAUGUUGGAUGGCCCUCGCCUCUUACCCCUUCCUCCCGCGUCCUACUCCUCGUCGACCCAAGCACAUCUGGGUGACAUACACACACACACACGCAGAUUAUCCAUGUCAUGUUCAUAACGGCCCGCAUGUGUCUGUGUCCGUUUUGACUCUGUCGUUAUUUGAAAUUCAAAUUACAUCUUCCUCUCUCGGCUCCUUCUUUUUAUUCUUCUUCUUCUUCUUCUUCGUCGUUUCCAUUCGUAAACGGGAAAAGGAAAGAAAAAAUAUCCGCCGUGUCUCCGGAGUCACCUGAAAGAGUCUCCGCAAGAGCAAUUAGGGAUCGGAGGGGUGACACCUCGUCCCCGGGGACCGGAAGCCGUCUCAUAAAGUGACAAAGCUUUCUAGAGAGAGUGACCAAUCGACCGUGUCCUCCUCAUAUUCAUAUGGGUAGGCACUCGCGCGCCCCCCUCCUCCUGCCAGUGUUUAUGUUUCUAUUACUCCCACUACUAUCCGCUGCCUACCACCGCUCACUCGCGCGCACAGCUUGCGCAGUCUCUCUCCCAUCUCUUCGUCUUUCCGUUCCCCCAUUAUUGUCUUUUUGUCGAGAGUACGCGAACGCUCUCUAUACGCACAUCCGAUUAUCUUCUCGCGCGCUCUCUCGCUCUCGCUCUCCCUUUGACCCCCACACACUUCUCCCCGUUUUUCUUUGAUUCAAAGUCGGACAGUAUAUGAAUUCGACGGAUUUUGAUGCCGGAGUUCCGUUAUUAUUGCGAUCCCUGUCAUGACAACUUGCGACGAACGGAACAAAAAAAACAUAGCUUUUUGCCGCUCUCAUUCAUUUCUCAUGUCCCCAGUGUAAUUCUCUCUCUCUCUCUUUCUCUCUCUCUCUCUCUCUCUCUCUCUCUCUCCGAACCUGCUUGUUUUCAAUAAGUCAGGGUGCCCCUCGUCGGUCGCCAGUUGUGCGUGUUUGCUGUCAUCAAGGGUUAAUUCAUUUUUGUCCAUUUCGAAGGUUCCCGUAAUUGAAUUAUUGAAUUAGAAGGCAGAUUACAUCCCCCCGGCCGCCGCCGCCCGUUUCUUUUUUCAGGGCCCCCGGUGCAUUCGUUGUCGCGUGCUAGAAUGCAUUCGUUUCAUUGGCCAACUAAUUUCCAAAUUGGUUUUCCCUCCCCUCCUGGCUUCCCUUUGUUCUUCCCUCAUUCUCUCCUUAUUAGUUCAACUUUUCGGGUUUCCCCAGAGAGGAUAUUCCAACCGUGGUAGAAUAAUCAGGCCGUCCGUUCCCGUCUUAUCAUGUCGUGUCAUGAUUUACACAUCUCGGCUAUAUCCUUUCUUUUUUGAUUCUGCCGCCGCUGUCGUCGCCAGCGCCACAGCAUUUGAUACGGCCGGAAGAAAGGUAAUUAAUUGGAAGAAAGAGAGAAAGACAAGGGGUUGUUGGUGGCCACAAUGAAGCAUUUACGGGCGGACUCUGUGAGGUACACCUUCCACGUCAUCGGUCCCUUCUGCUCUGCUCUGAUGCCGCCGCCGCACCAUUAGUCACUCUGCCCUCUUCACGACUACAGAGCACCACCGUACACCUUUGCUGACGCAUUCGUAAAGACAAAAAACAGAUUAGAAGAGAAGACAGAACGAAUUUUCGUACUCAAUUUGUAUUACUAUCACUACGGUGGCGCUUUGACUGCGGUUAGUCAGACUCAUAACACACCCGCCUUCCCCCCGACUCGGCCACUUCUAUUUCUGUUUAUGUAAUCCGGGAAUAGUAGCCUCCCGAGACCUCAUGGUAAAUAUUCAUCAGUUGUAACCAAGCGUGAACAACAUCUUGUGUCCGUCGUCGUCGUCGUUUCUUUGCGUAUUAGUUGUCAUCCAAUUACUUCUCGCUUUGUUUUCGAAUUCGGCACUCCGUCUUCGUGUCGUCGGUUUGGCGGCCCACUUCGACCCGGGCGGUCCGUCCAGCCGCCAGAAGCUCCACACACUCAUUCACCUAAACCUUUUCCCCUUCUUCUUUUUUUGAUUAUUCAUAGUCCUCUUUUGUCUUUCUCUCGCCGCGUUCUUUCUCCUUUUUUCCUUCCUCUCCCACUCCGCGCAACUUUAGGUUAGAACGUGAGAAAGGCGAGCCUUUCGUGUUUCGUUCCGGCCGCCCGUACCUCUUUUCCUUUACAUUCGCCUCCUUUUGGUCCUUCCGACGCCAACUGUCGCGAGGAAAAGUGUCAAUUUAUGAGGUUGUUUAGUCGGCCCAUAAAAGUCCAGAAUGAUGCGGAGAAAGCCAAUAAGCCUCCACUUGAAACUUCUAAUUCUUCCCUUUUCCCAGUCAAAGCACCUGGAUUACAUUGGGUGUAACUUUCGGCGCCGAACCUAUGAAUCUUCUCGAAUGUCAUUCGAAAGAGAGAACCUUGAAACGGUGAUGUACUCCCGGGUUAACAUCGUCCAUUUUGAUUAAUUACCCUUUCAUUGAUGAGAAUCGAGAUAAUAAAUCGGUUGGAAUCUGACGAAUCAAACGUGAUCUCAGUUAUUUUGCAAUUCGAUUAUCCACAUGGCUGUGCCGAGGUCAUUCCGGAACAGUGUUGACUGUGUGAAUGGCGGUAAUCCGCGCGGUCAUCCAUCAUCGAGUGCUCUGUCUAAUUGGGUGCGAAUCAGCGGGACGUCACCGCAUUGUGCAAAUGGUCUCUCCUCGCCACUCGUAACAGUGCCGUCGUUCGGACGACGACGACGACGUCUCCUUCUUAUUCUACCUCAUGCGCGCCUUUUCCGCAUCAUUUGCGCACUUUCUCACACGUUUCCGCCCCAUCUCGCAUCUCCAUUUCCAUCGUUUCGUUGUUGUUUUUAUGGUGUCGUUUGGUGGCCGAACCGACAGACCGUCGGCCUUCUGUCCACAAUUUUCCACAUUUUUCGUGUCCGCAUAAUUGUUUGAUAAACGACUCUUCCUGCCGCGUCCUUCUUCCCCGUCGUUUCGUCGUUUCCAGGCCAAUGACUGCACUUUUUAUCGACGUCGUAAAACUGGGCGCUGAAAGUAUCACUUACAAAAUCUUUGACUUCACUAGUUAUCGUGUUUCUAGAACAUCCAUUUCACCGCCCAUUUUGAAGAACUUUGACGCGUUUUGCUCUUGCCCCGAUGUGCCAAUUAAAUGCGAAUAUGUUGAUAAUGAGCGUGAAGAGACCAGAACGUCACUGAUAACACGGUGGCUCCUUCUGCUCCACCAGGUCGUCCGUGAGAAUUUAGUUUCGGUUGCCCCCUCACGGCAAUUAGUCGUGUGAGGGGCACCUGCCAGAGUGUCAAACACGAUGCGUCAGUCCGAAGGGGCCCUCGAAUAUAAAUGCGAUUGUAAUCCAUCUUGCAUCGCCCAUUGCUCCUCUUCUUCUCUCUCUCUCUCUCUCUCUCUGUCUCCCCCAUUUUUUGUGGGCCGCGUCUAUCCAUCAAAAGCUCACCAGUCAUUUCGAGUCGAAUAAAAUGAGCAUUUGGUGGGCGACUCGACGCGGCGCCGGCUAGCCUUCUUCACUGCUUCUGCGCAUAAGAAAACCCAUCGUUUUUAAUCGAAUACAACCAUCCGGCUCCUUGGCAAGCCAGAAAGCUCCAUUUUCUGUCGCACGACUCCCCACUCCACAUUUAUAUUCAUCUUCGGUAUGGAAGUGGCCUCCGGGCUCUUGCGUGUGCAUUCCACCCCGAUUUUUAUGUGCGUCUCUCUCGACACUCUGCCUGCCACUCUUGGCUUCAAAUUGUUCGUGAAGCACACAGUGCACAAUAAUCACACGCACACAUGCACAUAAAAACGCCGUGUCGCGGUUCGCCUAAAGUUUUUGACACCCAAAAGUUCCGCUUAUCAUUCCGCCGCCUCUAAUUCCUUUAUCGGGCCAACAAACCGGCCGGCUUAUUUAUUACCCGUGUAAUAUAAUGUGCACCUCUUCAUUCUCCCAUCAUGAAACGCUUCGUCGUUCUUUUGAAGUCUUUUCUCUCCGUUCUUUCGCCCUCCUCCCACGAUAAUUGGUUUUUGCGUCGAGCGUGGCGCUAGCGGCGCAAACACGUCGACGCGAAAGUUCACAAUUUGAAAAGUUGAACAAAAAGAACGCGGAUGACCGUGUAAACGAGGCCCGCCGCCCUUCUCUCUUUUUAUCUUUCUCCGUUGUUUUAUCGUUCCUCCCAUAAUAAAAACCGAAUGAGCCGCUUUCAUCUUUCCAAUUCUUACAGCUCCAACACCUCCAACUCUGCUGUCUUCACGACGUGAGAAGCGAGAAACGCGCUCGAAUUGUAUCGUCUGGUCCCCUGCCAAGCUUCGGUUUUCCCGAACUAAUCUGUGAAAAUUGUGCCUCCACUGAUCGCCCGUCGAUCAACCCCUUCUACAACCACGUCGGACCAAAGGCGAUUCGUGAAUCCAAAUUUCCCGCAUCAAGGCUCGAGCGCCGCACGAGAAAAGUGAGUUUGUGUUUUUGAGAAAAGUGAGUUUGAGUUUUUCAAGUAUUAAACGCUUUUUACAGUAGGAAACGAAGUGGGUCUGCUAGUGGCAUGUCCUUUUCGGAUCACAUUGAAGCCAUCAAGAAAGAGAUGACCACGAUGAACAGUCAACUUGGAACCAAUAAGAGCGAAAUCGAGCGAGCACGACAGGAAAAUUCGUCCAUCCAGCAACAAAUCCAAAUGAUAUCUGAUCAAGGGACUCUGCAAAUGGACCUACAAAAGGCGGCCGAGUUAACGAAGAAGCUGGAGAACAUUGCGAGAACUUUCUGCCAAACAAUCAGCGAUCAGAGCCAGCAGGCACAGUUGCUCGCAGAACUCGAAUCGAUCGCGAAAAACGGAGCCGGUCAGAUGUCGGUCAUGACUCCUCCUAUGAUGAAUGCAGUUGCUGCUGCGGCAAUGCAUCCACAUAUGAUGAUGAGGUAUUGAGAUCAGAACCAACAACUCUCAAUCGCGGUACAACAUAAUAGAACUGCGACGUAAUAGAACUGUUUUUCGGUGGUUCGCGUUAGCAUUUUGUUUUUAAAUGUGAGCAAUUGUCUAUAUUUCGAUGCAAUAAUUGGAUAGCAAGCUUCAAAAACGAUCUUACUUCAUAAAACGAUUAUCCUAUAGAAAGGCGCUCUAAACAGUUCUAUUGUGUCGCAGUUCUGUUCCGCCCAGUUCCAUUAUGUCGCAGUUCUAUUCUGUCGAAGUUAUAUUCUGCGCAGUUCUAUUAUGUUGUACCGCCCUCUCAAUAACUUGUAUUAUUCAGAAAUCCGAUGAUGAAUGCAAUGAAUGCAUCUCCACGAGUUGGAAAGGGAGGGGCGCCGAACGGCGGAUUGAACGGAAUGGCAAUGAUGCAUCAGAUGCAGGCACAAGCAAUGAUGCAAGCACAGGCCGCCAUGAUGCAGGCUCACAUGUUCCAGCAGAUGCCAAUGAUGGGAGUGCCCGGCAUGAUCCCCGGAAUGCCUCCAGGAAUGGCCGGUCUGCCCGGAAUGAUGCCCCCGAAUAGCGCCGCCGCAGCCGCUGCAGCUAUGCAACAAUUCAAUGCUGCUCAGGUAUAAAUGCAACUCAUCCGGACAAUCAUUAUACCGUGAGCUUCAGGUGGCCGCUGCAAUUGCCACGUCAACACCGUCAAGGAAUCCAUCGACGUCUGGAGCAGCUUCUCGUACGCGGACGCCAUUAACCGCAUCGGCCACGAAUUCCCCCCGACCGAUCACGGAACCAGUAAUUAAAGAGGAGGACCCGCCAUCGAUGGAAGCUGACGUCACCGUGACUGCCACGAGUGCCGCGACAAUCAAACAAGAAGAGAACUCGACGGUCGCCGUUGCGUGA
This is a messenger RNA of Caenorhabditis sp. 36 PRJEB53466, 11158 nucleotides long. Lineage: Eukaryota; Metazoa; Nematoda; Chromadorea; Rhabditida; Rhabditidae. The record is from the annotation of a GenBank genome assembly.